CUGAGCUGUAGGCACUAAUACCACUUCAAAACAAAUCAGACAUCGAGCGAGACACAUCUAAAAAUGAAGUGCUUUACUCUGAACUGCUUUAGGCUGCCAGCGGUACCAAACGAUGCUGGGGAAGCUAAAGAAAGGAAGGAAAAUGGAGGGAAAAAAAAGAUAUCCUGGAUAAAGAAGUUUUUUUCAAAAAAAGGGAAAGGAAAAAAGGCAAUGGAGGAGGAGUGCAAGGGAUUGGUGGAGGAGUGCAAGGCAAUAGAGGAGGAGUGCAAGGCAAUGGAGGAAGAGUGCAAGGCAAGGGAGGAGGAGGAGAGCAAGGAAAUGGAGGAGGAGAACAAGGCAAUGGCGAAGGAGUACAAGGCAAGGGAGGAGGAGGAGAGAAAGGCAAUGGAGGAGUUCAAGGCAAUGGAGGAGAAGAGUAAGGCAAUGGAGGAGGACGAGAACAAGGCAAUGGAGGAGGAGAACAAGGCAAUGGAGGAGGAGUACAAGGCAAGGGAGGAGGAGUACAAGGCAAGGGAGGAGGAGGAGAGAAAGGCAAUGGAGGAGGAGAACAAGGCAAUGGAGGAGGCGUACAAGGCAAUGGUGAAGGAGUACAAGGCAAGGGAGGAGGAGGAGAGAAAGGCAUUGGAGGAGGAGAACAAGGCAAUGGAGGAGGCAUACAAGGCAAUGGUGAAGGAGUACAAGGCAAGGGAGGAGGAGAAGAGAAAGGCAUUGGAGGAGGAGAACAAGGCAAUGGAGGAGGCGUACAAGGCAAUGGUGAAGGAGUACAAGGCAAGGGAGGAGGAGAAGAGAAAAGCAUUGGAGGAGGAGAACAAGGCAAUGGAGGAGGCGUACAAGGCAAUGGUGAAGGAGUACAAGGCAAGGGAGGAGGAGGAGAGAAAGGCAAUGGAGGAGGAGAACAAGGCAAUUGAGGAGGAGUAUAAGGCAAUGGAGGAGUACAAGGCAAGGCAAUGGAGGACAUGAUGCAAGAUGAAUACGCCAAUAGUGGAUGAGAACAUAGAACUUUGACUAUCAGUACUAUUUAAAUAUGUAAAUUCUUGUAAAUAAAGCAUUAAAAACGAAGAA
Molecule: messenger RNA, 1062 nt
Organism: Brienomyrus brachyistius
Lineage: Eukaryota; Metazoa; Chordata; Actinopteri; Osteoglossiformes; Mormyridae
Exons: 2
Coding region: 64-960 (298 amino acids)
Source: RefSeq, a predicted model, not a curated record